AUGUCCUCCCCCGACUCCCCUGUCCUCGGGUCCGACGACAAGAAAUGGACGGCCAAGGCGCUCCUCCGGCAUGCCGAGCGCUCGCAUAGUCGGCUGCCGGGGAUCCGCAAGGUGCCUCUGCGCUCGAUUGCGGUGAUAUUGCUUGUGGCGUGCGUCAAUGUUGUUGUUUGGGUUGCUGUCGCGAUUGUUUUGCGAUAUCACUCAUCGCUUGUCUCGAAUGCUGUGCUCGCGUAUACACUGGGUCUGCGACAUGCCUUUGACGCAGACCACAUCUCGGCCAUCGACCUCAUGACCCGCCGCCUCCUCGCAACGGGCCAGAAACCCGUGACGGUCGGCACGUUCUUCUCGCUCGGCCAUUCCACCAUCGUCAUCAUCACUUCGAUCGUGGUCGCCGCGACGGCGGCAGCGGUCUCCUCGCGCUUCGACAAGUUCAGCACGGUUGGCGGGAUUAUUGGGACCUCUGUCAGCGCGGCAUUCCUCAUCCUGCUAGGCUUCAUGAACGCGUAUAUUCUGUAUAAGCUGUAUAAGCAGAUGCAGAAGGUGCUGGAUUUGCCUGAGGGGCAGGAAGACGAGGCGUGGAAGAUUGAGGGCGGGGGCGUGCUGUUUAGGGUGUUGAAGAGGAUGUUUAAGUUAAUUGAUCGACCGUGGAAGAUGUACCCGCUGGGCAUACUGUUCGGACUGGGAUUCGACACCUCGUCUGAGAUUGCGCUGCUUGGAAUCUCGUCUAUUGAGGCCGCGAAGGGGACUUCAUUCUGGGUUAUUCUUAUCUUCCCUAUUUUAUUCACAGCCGGAAUGUGCCUCCUCGACACCACCGACGGAGCCCUAAUGCUCGCGCUCUACGUGCAACCAGCCACAAACUUCCUCCCACCAAAGCGCACCGACUCAACAACCUCGCAAGGACCCCUCAUAGACGCCGCCGCAAACCCCGACACCGAAUCAAACCCCGAAGACCCAAUCACCACUCCCCAGAACCACCGCGACCCCGUCGCCUUCCUCUACUACUCCAUCGUGCUGACCACGCUGACCGUAAUCGUGGCCAUCAUCAUCGGCGUCAUCCAACUCCUCACCCUCAUCCUGAACGUGGCCGAACCCACCGGCCGCUUCUGGGACGGCGUGCAGACGGCCGGUGACUACUACGACGUUAUCGGUGGAGGCAUCUGCGGUGCGUUCUUGGUGUUUGGGACGCUCAGUGUGUUUGUUUAUAAGCCUUGGAGAAGGUGGGUCGGGAAGAGACAUGGCAAGGGUGUUGAUCCUGCGGCUUUUAGCGGGGAUGGAGCUUACAGGGAUGAGCCUUUUGGGGCUGAAGCUGGGGCGUCGAUUCCUAGGGUUGAUACGCCGUUGAAUGAGGGGUCGAGUGUCAAGUAUGGGACUCAACCCACAAUGUCAACAACCACAGCAUCUCCCACACCGUCCGACCCAGACCAAGGCCUCGAAACCGAUACAAAUCCGUCGACUGCAGGCGCUGGACUAAGCUUGUCAGAAUGCCCGCCUAUAUUCGUCCUCCCGACCCAUCUUGACAUCGAAGCGCUCCACCAAGCAGAGGAAACGCUAUCCCAGCACGGCGCGCGCUUGACCUACGAUGUCGCGGAGGCGACCUUGAUCCUUGGAAAAAUUGGACAGAAGAAGCGAGCUGCGUUGGAGUUGAGGUCGAGAGGGGUUUGGACGGAGGAGGUGGAGAGUACAACUAUCUCGCAAUCGUCUCAACCUACAGGCCCACCUGCGAAACGGAGACGGGUUGGGGAUGCAAAGAGCAAAAAUGCGGCGGAUGAGAUAUACCUGAGUACGGAGGAUGAGAGUGAGGAGGACGGGAUCCGUGGGAAGCGGCCCACGGCGCAUCUGGAGCAUCCGCAGCGGUCAAAGUCAAAGGGCGAUCCGGUGUCGAGUGUGCCAGACCUAUGCGGGAAGGAAGAUGGGGUAAUUAGGGUUGUGCGGCUGGACUGGUUGAUGCAGUGUGUCGAGGCGCAGAUGCUUCUACCGCUUGGUCCGUUUGUGGUGUAUCACGCGCGCAAAAUCGAGCGGCCGGCGACAAAAAGCGAUAAGGAUGCUGCGAACUCGCAGGCUAUACUCGACCGCGCGAAACAAGACGCCGCGUUCAAGGUCCCAUAUCCUCCGUCCAGGCACAGACUUGACGGGCUGUCCAGUCACCACCCACCUCCAAAGCUAUACCGGACAACAACGUCCGAGAACGAAGAAGCAGAGCCCUUACCCCCGCCGCCGGACUGGGUUCGUGACGGUGUGAUGUACGCUUGCAUGCGCUCUGCGUUCCUUAAUACUCCCAACAAGGGUUUCAUUGACCAGCUCAUCAAAAUUCGUACAAUCCGCGAGCUGAAUCUUGAUGAGAUUGGUGUACGUGCAUACAGCACCGCCAUCGCCGCAAUAGCAGCAUAUCCCCACGAAAUCAGACGCGGGUCUCAGAUUCUGUCUUUGCCAGGGUGCGAGGCGAAAAUCGCCAACCUCUUUGCUGAAUUCAAGGCUUCUGAAUCUGGUACCCUCAGUGCAGCCGAGGCCCUCGAUACAGAUCCCGACCUGCGCACCCUGCACACAUUCUACAACAUCUGGGGCGUGGGCUCCAAAACCGCGCGAGACUUCUACUACGCGAGACAAUGGCGCGAUCUCGACGACAUCGUAGAGCACGGCUGGACCUCUCUUUCCCGCGUGCAGCAGAUCGGCGUGAAAUACUACGACGAGUUCCUCCUCGACAUCCCCCGCUCCGAAGUCGAAGCCAUCGGCAAAAUCAUCUGCCAGCACGCGAACUCCCCGGCCGUCCGCCCAACCGCCCAAUACGACGGCCACGGCGUGGAAUGCAUCAUCGUCGGCAGCUACCGCCGCGGCAAGCCCGUCUCCCACGACGUCGACAUCAUCCUCUCCCACCGCGACGAAGCAAUCACGCACAACCUCGUCGUCGACGUCGUCGCGUCCCUGGAAUCAGACGGCUGGAUCACACACACCCUAGCCCUCCACCAAACAACCUCAAACCGCAACCAGCAGACCCUCCCCUACCGCGGCGACACCGACGAGCGAAGCCAUUUCGACACCCUCGACAAAGCGCUCGUCGUCUGGCAGACACCGAGCGACAAACUCGGCCCCGAGAACAAGGAUAACCCGCACCGCCGCGUCGACAUCAUUAUUUCCCCCUGGCGCACCGUCGGCUGCGCGGUUCUGGGCUGGUCCGGCGAUACGACGUUUGAGCGGGAUCUGCGGCGGUAUGCGAAGAAGGCGCAUGGGUGGAAGUUUGAUUCCAGUGGGGUGAGGGAGCGUGUUACCGGCGGCCAGGUUAUUGAUCUUGAGGCUGGGGGUGGGACGUGGCAGGAGAGGGAGAGGAUGGUUAUGGAGGGGUUGGGGGUGGGUUGGAGGCCGCCUACGGAGAGGUUGUCAGAUGAUUGUAUUUUAGGAGUUCCAGUGGAGGCUGGCUUUCCUCAAGAAUCUUCCUCCGCCAGGUCCCGCCGUCCUCUUUUCCCAGGGCCCCGGCCGUCCUCUUCUCGUGCUUCCUCUGACUCGUUCUCUCCUCUUCUUCUAUCUCCAAUGUUCUUUACUUCAUGGAAAACCUCACUCAACGCCUGUCGACCUGUCUCCCUCGAUUCGCCAACUUCGCGAAAUAUGCCAGACCCCUCCAUCACCUUCGGAGUCAUCCACCAAGGCGAGGUCAUAUUCAAGCAAAGUGUCGGCCAUCGAGAUUCCGACUUCAGCAGCCCCCCACCGGACGCAGACACACUGUACAUGAUCGGCUCGUGCUCCAAAAUGUUCACCUCAGCCGCCGUGGGGAUACUCGUCGACGAGGGGAUAUUACACUGGAAAGAUCCGAUAGAAAAGUACACCCCCGAUUUCAACCCUGAAGAGGACGCCCGCAUUGGCAAAGAGGCUGAUAUCAUCGACUGCCUACGCCACAGCACCGGUCUUACUGAUUCAGCAAUGCUCAUGUUUGGUCCUCACGGACCAAUCUCACGGAGGAAGACCUAG
Aspergillus mulundensis is the source of this 3957-nucleotide messenger RNA. RefSeq lists its product as uncharacterized. The record is from RefSeq and is a predicted model, not a curated record. Bases 1 to 3957 code for a protein of 1318 amino acids. Lineage: Eukaryota; Fungi; Ascomycota; Eurotiomycetes; Eurotiales; Aspergillaceae. The transcript has 8 exons. Gene Ontology annotation, biological process: DNA repair; nickel cation transmembrane transport. Gene Ontology annotation, molecular function: DNA-directed DNA polymerase activity; DNA binding; nickel cation transmembrane transporter activity. Gene Ontology annotation, cellular component: plasma membrane.